Messenger RNA from Solanum pennellii, 826 nucleotides. RefSeq lists its product as uncharacterized. Bases 50 to 640 code for a protein of 196 amino acids. Gene Ontology annotation, cellular component: intracellular anatomical structure. NCBI's taxonomy places the organism in Eukaryota, Viridiplantae, Streptophyta, Magnoliopsida, Solanales, Solanaceae. The record is from RefSeq and is a predicted model, not a curated record. The transcript has 3 exons.
AUAAAUAUCCAACAACUUUGCAAGUGGAGCCAAAAACUUAAAAAAAAAAAUGGCAUCAAAUUCUACAGAGCCUACAGCUUCAAAAAUUGUUGCUAAGCUAAACUUGAAGGUACAUCCAGAAGGGGGAUUUUACUCAGAAACAUUUAGAGAUAACUCAGUUAUUCUCUCCAGAUCUCAUCUUCCAUCUACAUAUAAGGUUGAUCGACCUAUCAGUACAUGCAUCUACUUCUUGCUACCUUCUGGAAGCGCGUCUCAUCUUCACCGGAUACCUUGUGCAGAAACAUGGCAUUUUUACAUGGGAGAGCCAAUCACUGUGAUGGAACUAAACGAAACUGAUGGCAAGGUGAAGUUAACUUGCAUUGGACCCGAUCCCCUCGUAGAUGAUCAAUUCGUGCAGUAUACAGUACCUCCAAAUGUAUGGUUUGGUGCAUUUCCCACGAAGGAUUACAACAUAUCUUCCGAUAUGCAAGUAACAAAAGCACCUACAAGAGAUGGUGAGAAACAUUUCUCUCUAGUUGGAUGCACUUGUGCUCCAGCAUUCCAGUUUGAAGAUUUUGAAUUAGCAAAACGUUCUGAUCUUGUCUCGCGUUUUCCUGCCCACGAAUCCCUUGUCUCUUUGCUAGCCUUCCCUGAUCUGUGAGAGAUAUGUACUCAAUGGCGGAUCUAGAGCAUAAUCUACGGGUUUUACAGAACCUAGUAGCUUUCUCGCGGACCUUGUAAAAUAUCUAUAUAUAUUUGAUUCUUGUUUCCUGUUUCAUCUUAUUACUUGUGUGUUAUUUGUUCAGAGUGGCAAUAAAAGGCAAUGAGUAAAGUUAUUUUUGUGUAA